Protopolystoma xenopodis is the source of this 457-nucleotide messenger RNA. The record is from the annotation of a GenBank genome assembly. NCBI's taxonomy places the organism in Eukaryota, Metazoa, Platyhelminthes, Monogenea, Polystomatidea, Polystomatidae.
UCUUUCGUCCCGCGGUCUUUCCAUGCUUCUCUGUCAUUUACUCUACUUCGUUCCUCUCGCAUAUGUCGCAUUUUUUCCCUUCACUAAAGUAGAAGAAAGUUUUAAUAUACAAGCAACGCAUGACAUAUUAAUACAUAAAUCUAAUAUUUCGCAGUAUGAUCAUAUUGAAUUCCCCGGUGUAGUUCCUCGUACGUUCUUGGGCCCUCUUUUACUCGCCUUUUUGGCUUCGCCUGCAUAUGUCUUGAAAAAUGUAUUUGGGAUGUCCAAAUACUCCCUUCAAAUUUCCGUUAGAUGCGUUCUCUGUCUUCUUGUCGCAAAUUCGUUUAACAAAUUCAUCCAUGCAACUGGCUCUUUGCUUGGUCCCAGCCUUUCUAAACGUCUCAUUUUCAUAUCUCUCACACAGUUUCAUUUUGUGUUCUAUUCUUCAAGGACUUUGCCUAACAUCUUUGCGCUGAUC